GAGAGCAAUAUCAGUUGUUGUCAGUUGUUACAGACGUUACGUUUGUCACAUGUAGGCUUUAAAUUUAAAAAUGACGACGUUAGAUAAUAUUGAAAUUAUAAUAGGAACAUACGAACAGUUCUUACUAGGUUACGGAGUAGAAACCAGUGACGAUGGAUUCAAAUUGAUCCGCAAUUUUGCUACCCAUACUCAUCAGGCUAGCAUCAGAGAUCUUGCUAGCAGCAGACAUUAUCUAGCAUCCGCUGGAGCUGAUGAUUCAAUUUACUUGUACAAUAUGCAGAACAGAAUGGAAACUGGCAAAUUGACUCAUCACAAUGAUACAGUGAACAGUAUUGCGUUUACACCAAAUGCUUCGCACAUUCUGACGUGUAGUACAGAUGGAAGCAUAGCGGCAGUUCGCUGUGGCAACUGGAAGCUGGAAAAACAUUGGAAAAAUGCACACAAAGGUUCUUCAGUCAAUACAAUAUGUAUUCAUCCGUCGGGUAAACUUGCCUUGUCCGUUGGUAGUGAUGGUGUACUCAGAACUUGGAAUUUAGUUAAAGGCAGACAAGCCUAUGCGACUAAUUUAAUACCAAAGCUAGGACCAUAUGCAAAAAAUAUAACAGUGACGAAGUGGAGCCCAGAUGGGACAAAGUACCUGAUUGCCACAAAUUCGAUGCUCAUUCUGUAUUCUGUUGAAAACGCCGGAAUCAUUCACGAAGCGAAAUUUGAGUGUAGGGUCACUUGCGUUGAAUUUCACGAUGACUUGAUUAUCAUUGGUCAUGAUAACGGGCAAGUUCAAUUGUACAAUUGGGAGAGUCCUCCAAAAAGUUAUUUAAAAAUUGCCCAUGAUUCUAGAGUGAAAGCUAUAGCCUGCUCUGAUGAUAUUAUUGCAACUUCAUCUAGUUCUGGCGAAUUGAAAGUGUGGAGGCUCACAAAAAACAGUUUAAAUUUAUUGGCGACUGAGAAUUGUGGAGCGAGGAUAACUUGUAUGGUAUUAGCAAGGAAGUUUGCUAACCAGAAAGUUAAACAGGAAGUAUCAAUUAUAAAUGAAAAUCAGACUGUAGCAACAAAGAAAAAUAUUUUUAAAAUUCGCCAAGAAGUUAUCAUAGAAGUUGACAAUGAUGAAGUUUCGAAUGAAAUAGUGGAUAAUUCUUUCAAAAACUUAAAACGGAAUCCGAAAUCUAAAUCUGUCACAUCAGCAGAUAUUCGAAAGAUGAAUAGUUUAUCCCAGAACGUAAGAAAAAAAUCAAAGAUUAUUGAAAAAGUUUCUCCAUUCACAGAACGCAAAAAAAAAAAUAAGGGGGCAUUAAAUAUAGAUAGUAAAAAACUUAAGUUACAGGGUCAUCAAGAGACUGAAAACUCUGUACUAGACGCGACCAAUACAAAAACUAUGUCGAAAGAUUCGGUAAAUACAGAAAUUAAAAUAAAAAAGAAACAAGAGGAAGCGGAAAAAAUUCCAGAUCUAAACAGUACAAUAAAUUUAAUAUCCCCUAGUGCUAAAAAAAGAAAAAGCCUUACGAAAUUGAACCCUGCAACGAAAGUAAUUAAAAAAGCGUCAAAGAAGUUGAAAAAAAGAAAAAUAAUGAGACAAUAAUAUGACAUUUUGUAUUGUAUGAAUAAAGUAUCAUUUUUGUUCUUCCAAGUAUUGUAUACAUUUUCUUGUACAACAUUGUGAUGCUUGCUAAGAGAAAUAGCUUAUCUCUUUAAUUACGUUAGAAACAUCUUAUUUCAGCAAUUAUGUUAAAAACAGUUUGAGUAAUAAUUUUACGCAUUUUGCGAUAAGUAACUUAAUAUUUUUAAUGCACUUUCUGCCACGGUUUCUGGUAUUUUCAAAUUCCGGAAAUGAAUGUCGAUUGAAUCAAAGCUUAGACACCAAAUAGCGUAACUCCGAACUGUGAGUUCAUUCCUGGAUAAUAUAAUCCUAUCUAAAUGUUCUGUAAGAAUAAAUCGUAUUUUUGCCGCUUUGAAGUGUAUGCUGUGUAAACAACUUGCUACUCUUUGUAGCGAUUUAUAUUCAUGUUCAGGUCAGAGUUUUGUAUUUAAAUUCCCACAUGAUCGAAGUAAUUAAUCAGUAAAUUUUCGUCAAUAGUUAUUCAAGUGUAUUUGUUAUGUAUCUAUUCUGAAUAUAAUACCUGAACUUGAAACUACUUUAAUUAACACUAAUAAUUGUCUUUAACACUAGCUUCGUUUAACAAAAUUGUAAUAAUAUCCUGCAACUUCCACUGCAGGUCUAUAAUGUCUGAAGUUUAGCAACAGAUUAGUCGCAUGGUUUUAUUAUGCACAUAUUGUUUACGGGGAUGCUAUAGUCAGUCCUUACCUACUGUGGUAAUGUCUUCUAUCUGGAAUUUGGAUAUUAUCAAAGGCUGUGCAUUGCAACACAAAAAGGGUAUAAAAGCCAUAUUCUGUGUGCCAUUCCAAACAAAAACACUAAUACAUUUUUGCGUAAAAUCGGAAGGUAUUGGUGUGAUUUUGUUCAAACAGAUCUUGUUGUUAUUCCUUUUUUUGCAUUCCUGGUUUGUGCACUUUCAUAUUUAGAGAUAUUUAAGUCCCAUUUAGAAAUGGAAUAUGCAUCCCCUUGAUGGAUCAUGAUGACACUAUGCAUACCUCCUUGAAAAUGACUAUGAUUUUUCUACUAUUUCACGACACCAAAGACUUGACAUUCCUAAUUUGCAGGAGAAAAGUUAAUUGCUAUUAAUCUCCAAAUAUGCCCCAAACAAUUUAUUUUUACUAAACUUUACUUUACUUCAGAAAGUACUAAUUUGCGUGCCAAAUUUACAAUUUUUAUGUUAAAAAAAGAUGUGUUUGACAAAGAGUAGUGAAUACACAAAUUGCAAAUCUGUAUAAACAUUCCUAAAAUGUGUAUGCUAUUUGCUUCAUUCAUUUUUAAAGUUAUGCAAAAGUUGAUAUUUAUAAAAUCACAAAUAGUACACCGUUACGUCCUAGCCGAUAACUACGGUACCCUCUCUGCGCCCUACUUUUACCAACGUGCAGUUACCAUAAAAGAGCCUUACGUACUCGUUUCAUAGUUCUUAGACCAUUACCGACAUACACAAUGACCGUCAUAACGUACAAUACCCUUGUAUCGAUAGUUCUCACACUCUAUAUUGCCAGUCUUUUUUCAUCAGUCAAGUUCGUAUCUAUAAAGCAUUAAGCAGCGCAUAUACAAUUUUCAUGGUCCUUUCAACAUUAGCUUGCACAUAAAACCCCUAAUAUAGGAUCUUAGCUGCAAUGACUUAAAGCAAUAAACACUUGCAAUA
Neodiprion virginianus is the source of this 3239-nucleotide messenger RNA. RefSeq names its product p21-activated protein kinase-interacting protein 1-like. Bases 71 to 1576 code for a protein of 501 amino acids. Gene Ontology annotation, molecular function: protein binding. The transcript is spliced from 3 exons. Lineage: Eukaryota; Metazoa; Arthropoda; Insecta; Hymenoptera; Diprionidae. The record is from RefSeq and is a predicted model, not a curated record.